CCAACAGCAAAAAACCCAAACCCCCCAACCAGCCAACCAAAAAAAAACCAAAAAAGCCAACCCAACAGAAAAGAGAAAACAGGCGGGCAGGGCUCGCCCGGCCGCCGCGGAGCGGCCAUCUCGGCUUUGGAGCGGGCCGCAUCCAUGGAGUUCCCGGGAGGGUGUUCCUGAGAGAAGGGCCCGGGCCGGGCGCGGCCCCGGCAAUGACACCGGAUGAGCGCGGCCGAGGGGGGCUCUGCCGGCCGGGGACUGCGGGAGCAUCCCCCCCGCCCCCCGCCUCCUUCCCCGCCCGUAACCCAAGAGACAGCCUCAACUCUUGGAGGACACUCUCCUGGCAAAGAUGGAAGAAAAACGCCGCAAGUACUCGGUCAGCAGCGACAACUCGGACACCACCGACAGUCACACCACAUCCACCUCCAGAUGCUCCAAAAUUCCCAACACCAAAUCCUCCUGGUCACGACAGAAGGAGAAGAAGCCCUCUGAGGUUUUCCGUACGGAUCUGAUAACAGCUAUGAAGAUCCCUGACUCCUUCCAGCUGAGCCCUGAUGAGUACUACAUCCUGGCUGAUCCCUGGAGGCAGGAGUGGGAGAAGGGGGUCCAAGUGCCGGCGAGCGCUGAGGCCAUCCCAGAGCCCGUGGUCAGGAUCAUACCCCAGCUGGAGCCCUCACCUGCACAGCUGUCACCAGCCAGCCUGCCUGGCUCCGAGAGCUCGGAGGCGACCAGGACUUACCUGCAGGGCAUGAGCCGCUACGACCUGGAUGAACUCGAUGCCUGCUGGUUGGAACUGGUUAAUAUGGAGCUGAAGGAGAUGAGAAGCCCGAGCUGGACCGAGGUGACGCUGGAGCGAGUGCUGGAGGAGCUGGAGACAUUGUGCCCACCUCGAGAAACAUGACCAUGGCCAUCGAGACGGGAGGAGGGGCUGGGCAUCGAGUACGACGAGGACGUGGUGUGCGACGUGUGCCGCUCGCCCGAGGGCGAGGACGGCAACGAGAUGGUCUUCUGUGACAAGUGCAACGUCUGCGGUGCACCAGGGUGCCGGUGCCCAGCUGCGGAGACAGCCUGCUAUGGCAUCCUGAAGGUGCCCAUCGGGAGCUGGCUGUGCCGGACCUGUGCCCUCGGUGUGCAGCCCAAGUGUCUGCUGUGCCCAAGAGAGGGGGAGCGCUGAAGCCCACUCGCAGUGGGGGGAACCAAAUGGGUCCACGUUAGCUGUGCCUUAUGGAUACCUGAGGUUAGCAUUGGAUGUCCUGAGAAAAUGGAACCCAUUACGAAGAUCUCACAUAAUCCCAGCGCCAGAUGGGCUCUGUCCUGCAGCCUCUGCAAGGAGCUCCCUGUGCUCUGCCCACAGUGCUCCAUGCCCGCCUGUGUCACCGCGUUCCACGUCACCUGCGCCUUCGACCACAACCUGGACAUGCGAACCAUCCUAGCAGACAAUGACGAGGUCAAGUUCAAGUCCUUCUGCCUUGAGCACAGCAGUGCCACCAAACUGCCCGAGGAGGCACGGACAGAACCUGACCAAGCCCAGCUAGACCUGGAGAAGGUCACACUGCAGCAGAAGCUCCAGCAGCUGGAGGAGGACUUCUAUGAACUUGUGAAGCCCUCAGAGGUGGCAGAGAACCUUGACUUGAGUGAGUCCUUAGUGGAUUUUGUCUACCAGUACUGGAAGCUGAAGAGGAAAGCAAAUUCCAACAAACCACUGCUGACACCAAAAACAGAUUGAAGUGGACAACUUGGCCCAGCAAGACAGGAUGUCCUCUACCGACGCUUGAAGCUCUUCAUGCACCUCAGGCAAGACCUGGAGAGGGUCAGAAAUCUCUGCUACAUGGUGACCAGGCGGGAGAAGAUGAAGCACACCAUCUGCAAGCUGCAGGAGCAGAUCUUCCAGCUCCAGAUGAAGCUGAUUGAGAAAGAUCUUUACCCAGAGCAAACUGGGAAGAAGACAAAGGGUAAGAAAAGUGACCCAAGAAGGAAAGGAAGAGAUGGUAGAAAAAGUAGUCCUGAGAAGAAAGAGAAAAGGAAAUCAGUCAACGAAACUGUGUUGGGACAGCUGGGCUUGUCAACCUCCUUCCCCAUCGACGGGACUUUCUUCAACAGCUGGCUGGCGCAGUCGGUGCAGAUCACUGCCGAGAACAUGGCCAUGAGCGAGUGGUCCCUCAACAACGCCCACCACGAGGACAGCACCCCCGGCCUCUCCGAGGAGCUGCUCCAGGACGAGGAGACCUUGCUCAGCUUCAUGAUGGACCAUUCCCUCAGGUCCCCGUUCAAGCAGAGCGAGGCCACAAAGAAAGUGAAAAGCAAACUGAGAACGAACAGUAAGAAAAAGCUGCCCAGGAGCAGCGAGCCCAGCGUGGGCGGGAGCCAGCAGGAGAGCGCCGAGCCCUGGACUAACCACGGCAGCGACCUGUCGGAUGAUGCCGCCCCGCCUGGAUCCACUCCAGACUCCAGACCCAGCAAGUCGGAGAAGGGGGCAGGGAAGCUUCCCAGCGACCGCAGAGGGACAGGCGAGGGCAAGGCGGCCAAGAAAGGCCCGGCCCCGAAGGGCGGCGAGCCUCAGCCCCCGGGCUGGCCGCGGGCCUGCAGCGGCCAGGAGCAGGGGGAGACGCCUGGCGGCACGCAGCCGGAGCCCGGCCCCGCGGCCCGAGUGCCUGACUCGGGGAGCCCCAGAGCCGGGGGGCGCUUCAGGCCGCCGAAGGAGAGCCGCGGGGCUCGGAGGCCGCUGGCGAGCAAGGCGGGGGGCGCCGCGCUGCGCCUGGCGCACACGGACGGGUACUGCUCGGAUGCCGAGAUGAGCGACUCGGACGGCGAGGCCCGCGGCCGCCGCGCCCCGCGGGGACAGCUGGAGGCGGCCGGCGAGGACAUCGUCAGGAUGAGCAUCCUGGCCUCCUAACUGCUGCCCGCCCCGACGCCAGCGCCGCGGGGCGGCCUCAGCCCACUCACAACUGCCAUGUCCGAUCUCCGCCUGGUGCCGCGGCGAGGGGGAUUUUUAACGUGUACAUAGCUGGGACCUUGGCACUGGUGUCCUUCUCUCCUCCACACCCUGAGACGCAGCUUCAGCUUCACCGCCAUCAAGCACCCUGGCAGCCGCAGGCUCUCCCCGGCUCCCUGCAGGACCGAUGCUGAGGGUGCUGAGAGGCUGGAGGGUGCUGGUCCCCGUUGCUUCCGGCAGGGCUGACAGCUUAAUUAACGGGCAUUAUUUAACGAGGGGCAGGUUCCUGCCCGGGAUGGUUGGAGCCCCGGAGCAGGGAGCGGCAGAGGGUCGGGUAGCCGCUGGAAGGGUUGCUGCCGCCGGGGUGCGUGCGUAGGAGGAAGGAAAAGAAGCGAUGCUGAAAUAAACGAUGAUAAAGCACAAAAAGCUGACUGGGGCGGGGGGGGAACAGUGCUACCUUUGUGGAUUUAGAAGACAGCUCCCCUGGAUCGAUACUUUCCCUUCAUUUUCCACCGGACUGGGAUCCGUCCACGGGCCAGGAUGCAGAAUCUCCCCAGCCCUGCCCCACAGGUCCUUGAGGCAGUGAGAAAAGGCAAAGUGAUUAACUCAGGUGAAUUGAGUAGCUGGCAGCAAGCUGGGAAGUGGAAAUGUGGAACAGGCUGGGGAGAAAAACAUCCUGUAAAAACAAGGGGAGUCAGGGUCGGUGCGACCCGGGAGGUUGGCUGACGUUUUCCUUGCCCGUGCUUCUCCCCGCCGGCUGCCGGAGUCCCGCCGAGUCGGGCGGGCUCCUUCGAAGUCUCCUUUGCACAAGGAAACGUUUGGCCUCUGGGCCGAGCCUGCUGUCGCCGAGGGGCGGUGGAGAGGCUGCGCCAUCACCAUUCUGUUUUCCUACCAAAAGCUCCCAUGGAAAUGGUGAGUUUCUUCCUCCCCAUCGUUUGUUGGGUUUGGCUUUUGUUUUAAUUCCUUAAAUCCUGGUUACAAGCUGUUGACUUGUGGGAGGGUGAUUCACAGGAGCUGACAUUAUAAAUAUGACAAUAAUUUAAUGCAUAAAAUGUCCCCAGUAAGCCUUAACUGUUGCUGAGAAGCCCACGGUACCUACGAGUCAGGCGAGUUGCCACGAUUGCACUUAACUGCACCAUUACUUCGGUUUUGGCUUCAAAGGUCACAGUUGCAAGUCGUGCUUUGUGUUGUAUUGGAGUGACCCCAGUGUGAGCUCAGGGAACAAACAAAAAACACACAGACAAAAAAAAAAAACUACAAAAAAAAAAAGAGGAAUUCACUGAAACUUUUGUUGUUGUUGUUGUUUUUUAAAAAUAAUUUUUUAAAAAGUCUAAAAAAAAAUAGAGCAAAAACAAAACCGCACCACAGACCACACCCAGCCCGGGCCGCCACCGGUUAACCCAUUCACUAGCCAGAGAGACACCCUGCAGUUGUGAACCAGUCUGCCAGAGAAGCUUUGUGGAUGCCAAAGAAUAUUUGACAGUCAAGCAGCACAGCCAGAAACCGGAAACUUGUCACAAUGGAAACAAAACCAGUAACAAACUACCAGAAAUCGGAGGCCCUUGGGUCCCGCGGGGACUGAGGGCACACUCAUGACACACUGCUGCGGCGCUAGGUUCCAGGCUUGCUCCGAGGGAUGCUGCUGCUCCGAGUCCGCAUCCUGCCGUUUAAUUUCCAGUGCUUUGUGCUCAUUCCACUGUGAGCUUUCCGUUGAAACUCUGAGACUCCUGCAGCUGGCGUUUUAGAGUCGAUCACCUUUGAUCAGCCUUCCAAAGUCCUUCCGAUUGAUCAGACUGCAGCAGAGAGAAGCGAUGACAACCUGGCUCACCCCAGGCGUGGCGAGAGGCUGCGGCGGGCGCCGGGCGGGAUGUCCGUGCCCAGCCCUGGCUCGGCCCAGCACUAACCCGGCUGACACCGACCGUGCCUGGGGAGGAGUCUUCCUCCGAUGGGAAAAAUGUUACUAGCAAGAAAAUAAAUAAUCAUUAAAAAGAAAAAAGAAGACCAACAAAAAAAAAACCAAAAUCAUCAAAAGGGAACCACUUUGUUACAAAUUAGCAUAAUCCCUCGAGGUUGGAAAUGAAACUCUGCUCAUGAAUUAAGGCUCAGUAUGUUCAGAUAAUGUUAAAUACAGUAAAUAGGACUUAGUUUAUCUUACCAGGCUUGCUAGCUUUAGCUACAGUAUCCUAGCAUAAGAGUCAUAACAAUAAUCAAUAUGCUGCCUUUUAAUGAAUCUUGCUUCCGUGUGCUUCACUCAGUUAUGGACUUAAAAAAAGCAAAAAAAGCAAUCCACAAAUCUCACUGUCCACAGCUCCAUCCAUCGGCUUCUGCACCUCUUGUCUGCUCAGCAGGGGAACACAAAGAGGGGGACACCUUCAAGAACAACCAAGCCAGCACUGCCAGCAGCAGGCAAUAAAGCAGCUGGGAGCCUUCCCGGAACACCCUGCUUUGCCAGCAGGAGAUGGUUCCAGCGGGGGAAGCUCGGGGGGCAGUAGUGGGGCAGGGCAAACCCAGGGAACAGAGAGGUAGAAAGGGUCUGCGGGAGACAUGGCAGGGCUGCACAGAGCGGGAUGGUGAUGGUCACCCCAGCGCAUCCCCUGCCCACCACGUCGUCGGGGUUCAGGAGAGACAAAUGUAUUAAGGAGAAUAUUUUUGAUGUUGCUAUAAAUGUAUUUUGAAAUUAAUAGAAAGAAAAGGGUUUAUUUUGGUAGGGAAAUGUUGUCUUUUAAGAUGUAUAAACGGCAGGAACUGACAUUUGCACUGUACAGGGAGCUGUUUCCUUGGAGAAGCAGCAGCUGUUGAAAUGGAGAUGAGGACGCAAAGAGCAUCCUGCCCUGCUCCCGGAGCUCAGCCCCAGCAUCGCCCCAGCCCCCACAGCUGCAGGAGCUCCCGAGGACAGCCCCAGGGCCACGGCCAUUGCCCACAUCCUUUCUUGCCCCUUGCACCUAUUUUGGGGAGUCUAGCUGCCUGCCGUCCCACGGCCCUCACCCCGUGGCGGGGAGGGGAGCAGGACGGAGGUGGGAUGCAGGAGCAGCUGCUGCAGGGCAGGGUGUGAGGGUUGGUUGUUCUUCAAGGAGCUUCCCCGCCCCGGUUUGUCCAUCCUGCAUCCAAACCAACCCACUUCACAUCAGUUACAGGAAACGAUAUGAAUGUCGCGGGGGGCGCCGCCCCCUGCUUUCUUUGUUUCAAAGAACGUGAUGUGCCAUUUGUUAAUAGAAAAGAGAAAUAUUGAAAAAUAUAUUGAAAAGAGCAAUUUUAAAUUAUUUUUGGCUUAUGUUGCAAUAUUUAUUUUCUUGUAUUAGAAAUUCCUUUGUAGAGAAAAAAAAAAGUAUUUUUCAUUAAUGCAAAAACCUAUUUCUCCUUUUUGUACAUUUUCCAUGUUAGUUAAUCCUUAAAGCAAUAUACUGUUACCAACCUCGUUCUGUGUGACUGUAUGAUGCAUGCUCUCUGUGUUGCCUUGGAAUAGCUCUGUCUGCCAUUCUCUCCAUCCUGUUCAGAUACAGUGUAUGCUUUAAUACACCUCGGGACCAUGGCCCAUCGCUCACAGACGACAAACAGCCCCUCUGCAUCCCUCAGUGUGUUGCAAAUGCAGUCAAUAAAGCAGUGUUUUCUGUG
Molecule: messenger RNA, 6535 nt
Organism: Pogoniulus pusillus (Red-fronted tinkerbird)
Lineage: Eukaryota; Metazoa; Chordata; Aves; Piciformes; Lybiidae
Gene: JADE2
Product: jade family PHD finger 2
Biological process (GO): regulation of transcription by RNA polymerase II
Cellular component (GO): histone acetyltransferase complex
Source: RefSeq, a predicted model, not a curated record